Pipistrellus kuhlii (Kuhl's pipistrelle) is the source of this 7984-nucleotide messenger RNA. It is a transcript of the gene ANKRD12, whose product is annotated as ankyrin repeat domain 12. Bases 198 to 6356 code for a protein of 2052 amino acids. The transcript is spliced from 13 exons. Lineage: Eukaryota; Metazoa; Chordata; Mammalia; Chiroptera; Vespertilionidae. Gene Ontology annotation, molecular function: protein binding. Gene Ontology annotation, cellular component: nucleoplasm. The record is from RefSeq and is a predicted model, not a curated record.
CGGUGCCUGGGGUCCGUGAGUGUGAGGGGGGCGUGGCGACAGGCGAGGAGGAGGAGGAAGGAGGGGCGCGGUUUCGACCCCGUCCCCGGCGCCCCGGAGGAGACCCGUCAGAUCUGCGCCGCUCCCGUCCCCGUCCCCAGAGCAAGAUCCAGAAUGAGAAGACUGAUAAAAGAAGAAGCUAGCUGAAGAGCUAUAAAAUGCCCAAAUCUGGGUUCACAAAACCAGUUCAGAGUGAAAAUUCUGACAGUGACAGCAAUAUGGUAGAAAAACCAUAUGGAAGAAAGAGUAAAGAUAAGAUUGCAUCCUAUAGCAGAACUCCGAAAAUUGAUCGAAGUGAUGUGGGCAAGGAGGUGAAAGAGAAAUCGUCCAUGAAACGUAAACUUCCUUUUACGAUUAGUCCAUCAAGAAAUGAAGAAAGAGAUUCAGACACAGAUUCAGAUCCAGGACAUACAAGUGAAAAUUGGGGGGAGAGACUUAUAUCUUCUUACAGGACAUACUCAGAGAAAGAAGGUCCAGAAAAGAAGAAAACAAAAAAGGAAGCUGGAAAUAAGAAGUCCGCACCAGUUAGCAUUCUUUUUGGUUAUCCACUCUCAGAGCGAAAGCAGAUGGCACUUCUUAUGCAGAUGACAGCAAGAGACAACAGUCCAGAUUCCACACCAAAUCAUCCAUCACAAACAACACCAGCCCAAAAGAAAACUCCCAGUUCCUCAUCUCGACAAAAAGAUAAAGUUAAUAAACGAAAUGAACGUGGUGAAACUCCUUUACACAUGGCAGCUAUUCGAGGAGAUGUGAAACAAGUCAAAGAAUUAAUAAGUUUAGGAGCAAAUGUGAAUGUGAAAGAUUUUGCAGGUUGGACACCACUGCAUGAAGCCUGCAAUGUUGGGUAUUACGAUGUUGCUAAGAUACUUAUAGCAGCUGGAGCAGAUGUUAACACACAAGGAUUAGAUGAUGACACUCCACUCCAUGAUUCUGCUAGUAGUGGGCAUAGAGAUAUAGUGAAACUGUUACUUCGUCAUGGUGCAAAUCCAUUUCAAGCUAAUAAACACGGAGAACGUCCAGUGGAUGUCGCAGAAACAGAGGAGUUGGAACUGCUACUAAAAAGAGAGGUGCCUUUAUCUGAUGAUGAUGAAAGUUACACAGAUUCUGAAGAGGUUCAGUCUGUAAAUCCUUCCAGUGUUGAUGAAAAUAUUGACUCUGAGACAGAGAAAGACUCUAUCACCUGUGAAAGUAAACAAAUAAUUCCCAAAGCACCUCUUUCAACUGCCCUUGAUGAGUAUGAGUUCAAAGAUGAUGAUGAUGAAGAAAUAAAUAAAAUGAUUGAUGAUAGGCAUAUUCUUAGGAAAGAGCUCAGAAAAGAGAAUGAAUCUGAAGUAGAAAAAAAUAGUUUAUUUGCAAAACAGGAUAAAGCUUUCUACCCUAAAUCAUUUAAAAGUAAAAAACAAAAGCCAUCUAGGGUUUUGUAUUCAAGUUCUGAAAGUUCAGAUGAAGAAAUUCUUCAGAACAAAAAGGUUUCUGCUUCAUGCUCUAUACCUGAAACAUCAAAUUCCGACACACAAACCAAAAAGGAAUAUGGAGUUUCAAAUGAGCACAAACAGAAAGGUAAAGUUAAAAGAAAAUUAAAGAACCAGAACAAAAAUAAAGAGAACCAAGAGCUGAAGCAAGAAAAAGAGGGGAAAGAAAAUACUAGAGUAACAAACCUGACAAUUACUACAGUAGAUUGUUCAGAAAAGACAAGAGAGGAGGGGAAUUUUAGGAAAUCUUUUAGCCCUAAAGAUGAUACUUCGUUACAUUUAUUUCAUAUUUCCAGUGGUAAAUCUCCCAAACAUUCUUGUGGACUAAGUGAAAAACAAUCAACACCACUAAAACAAGAACACACCAAAACAUGUUUAUCACCAGGAAGUUCUGAAAUGUCAUUACAGCCUGAUCUUGUUCGAUAUGAUAAUACAGAACCAGAAUUCUUGCCAGAAAGUUCAAGUGUAAAAUCUUGUAAGCAUAAGGAAAAAAACAAACAUCAGAAAGAUUUCCACUUAGAAUUUGGUGAAAAGUCAAAUGCUAAAAUAAAGGAUGAAGACCAUAGUUCAACAUUUGAAAACUCAGAUUGUACAUUGAAAAAAAUGGAUAAAGAAGGUAAAACAUUAAAAAAGCAUAAAUUGAAACAUAAAGAGAGGGAAAAAGAAAAGCAUAAAAAGGAAAUUGAAAGUGAAAAGGAAAAAUACAAAAAUAGGGAUGGGGUUAAAGAGCAACAGCGGAGUGUUGAAUUUGAUAGAGAAUUUUGGAAAGAGAAUUUUUUUAAAAGUGAUGAAACUGAAGAUAUAUUUUUUAGUAUGGAACAUGACUCCCUAACAGAAAAAAAAUCAAAGUUGGAAAAAAACAUGAAAGAUGAUAAAUCAACCAAGGAAAAACAUGUCUCAAAAGAGAGGAACUUUAAAGAAGAACGAGAAAAGAUUAAAAAGGAAAGUGAGAAAUCAUUUAGGGAGGAAAAAAUAAAAGAUUUAAAAGAAGAAAGAGAGAAUAUACCUAUCAGUAAAGAGACAGAAGUUAGUUCUUUAGGUAUAAGUGCCAGUGAGGAAUCUAUAGGGUUACAUUCAAUGGAAAGGGAAAUAGAAAUUGAAAAACAAGAAAAGCACAUAAAAGACAGUAAGGAAAAAUCUGAUAAACGAUUUCAAAGUAAAGAAAAGGACAUUGAGAAAGCUGAAAGAAGAAAUUCUGAAAAAGAGAAGAAAAUAAAACACGAGCAUAAGUCAGAGAAAGACAAAUUAGAUCUUAGUGAAUGUGUUGACAGAAUAAAAGAAAAAGACAAAUUAUAUUCACAUCAUACAGAGAAAUGUCAUAGAGAAGGUGAGAAGAUAAAAAAUAUUACUAUUAAAAAACCUGAUGACAGAGAGAAAAGUAGAGAAAAGACAGACAGAAGACAUGACAAAGACAAACCUGAAAAAGAGAGGCAUCUAGCAGAAAGCAAAGAAAAGCACAUGAUGGAGAAAAAAAUCAAACAGUCAGAUAAUAGUGACUACACUAAAUCAGAAAAAAGCAAAAAUAAAGACAAGGAGAUAGAUAAAAAGGAAAAAUCUAGAGAUAAAGAAAGUGUAAAUACAAGUAACUCCAAACACUUUCAGGAAGAGAAGAGGUCAAAUAUAGCAGACAGCAGUAAAGCACAACAGGAAAAAACUUUAUCCCUUAAAGAAAAAACAAAAGAUGAAUCUUUGAAAACUGAUGGAAAAGAAAAAGAUAAAAAAGAUAAAGACAUAGACAGAUACAAAGAACGAGACAAACAUAAGGAUAAAAUUCAACUGAAUAGUUUAUUCAGACUAAAAUCUGAAGUCGAUAAGCCCAAACCUAAGUUAUCACCAGCUUCAAAAGAUACUCGACCUAAGGAAAAGAGGUUGGUGAAUGAUGAUUUAAUGCAGACAAGUUUUGAACGAAUGCUAAGCCUUAAAGACCUAGAAAUAGAGCAGUGGCACAAAAAACAUAAGGAAAAAAUAAAGCAAAAAGAAAAGGAACGGUUGAGAAAUCGUAACUGUUUAGAACUUAAAGUAAAAGAUAAAGAAAAAACAAAGCAUACACUAGCUGAGUCCAAAAAUAAAGCACUUAGUAGGUCAAAGAGUUCAGAGUUGACUGAUCCUUAUACCAAGGAGAAACAAUCUAAAGAUGCUGUAAGUAACAGAUCACAAUCUGUUGACACCAAAAAUAUAAUGAAUUUAGGGAAGUCAUCUUUUGUCUCAGAUAAUAGCUUAAACAGAUCUCCUAGAUCAGAGAAUGAAAAGCCAGGUCUCAGCUCCAGAUCUGUAUCCAUGAUUUCUGUUGCUAGUUCAGAAGAUUCCUGUCAUACUACAGUAACCACCCCAAGACCUCCAGUUGAGUAUGACUCUGACUUUUUGUUAGAGGGUUCAGAUUCCCAAAUGUCCUUUUCCCAGUCACCUUUUCUGCCAAUUGCCAAAUCUCCUGCAUUUCAUGAAAAGGACUUCGAUAGUAUAACUGAACUGCCAGAGCGGAUUAAACCACCAUAUACAAGCAGACUUCCAACAUCCCAUGUCCGAUCAUCUUCUGUAGAAGAUGUUAAACUUAUAAAUGAGGGGAGAGCAGCUGUAGAAGUUCGAAGAUGUAGCAUGCCAUCUGUCAUUUGUGAACAUACAAAACAAUUCCAAACAACAUCAGAAGAAAGCAAUCAAGUUGGCUUAGCUGUGCCAAGAGAUAUUUGCCCUUCUCCCAAAUCUGUGGUAUCCUCUAAUGUGCCUGAAAGAGAACUUUCAAAUGUAUCGAACAUACAUUCCAGUUUUGCCACCUCUCCAACUAGAUCUAUAAACAGCAAAUACAUUUCAGCUGAUAUAAACAUCAUCAAGAGUUCUGCGUCAGUGGGCACUUUAAUGGACAGUCCUGUUCAUUUAGAGCCAUCUAAUCAGGUUGGUGUGAUCCAAAAUAAAUCAUGGGAGAUACAUGUAGAUAGAUUGGAAUCAUUAAGCACCAGUGAUGUCAUUGGCCCAAAUUCUAGUACAUCUGAUCAAGAUCCUUCUGUCCAGGUUUUUUGUAAUUCCGGAAACAAAAUAUUAAGAGAACAGAAUACUGACUUUUUAUGCCUGCACCAGACUGAACUGCCAGCAAACUCUUGUGCUCAGGAUGCACCAUCCUUUCUACCUUCACAGCAACCAGGCUCUUUCCAAAGCCAAUCGCUUUCAGAUACUGAUAAACAUAUGUCUUCAUCAUAUGUUGCCAAUCAAGAUACAGAUAUUUUACAACAUAAAAAUGCAGUUCAGGUUAUCAGUACUGUUUUAGAUACUGAUAAUGAGUCUACAAAAGAUACGGAAAAGACUUUUCCCCUAACAGAUGUCCAAAGGACAGAUACCUUUGUUCCAUUGUACUCUGAAAACUCUGUUCAAGAAGCAUCACCAAAUUUUGAGAAGGCUAAUACUUUGCCUCUUUUACCAUUAGAGAAGGAUUUUAAUGGAAGUGAUUCCUCUUCCCAGCAAAAUAUACAUUAUGCAUUUAGCAAACAUAUAUAUAAGUCUUCCAAUAGCCAUGAAGUUGAAAAUAACACUUCUGAUAUUCAGGUUAUUUCACACGAAAAAGAAAGCAAUCUGGAAAGUUUAGUUUUAACUCAUUUGAAUGAUAAGUGUGAUUCUGAUUUAUAUGAAAUGAAUGCAGGAAUGCCAAAAGGAAACCUAAAUGAACAGGAUAAUCCAAAGCUUUCUCUUGAAAGUGAAAAGUGUUUGCUUUCCAUUGAAGAGGAAGAAUCACAACAAAGCACUUUAUCAUGUCUGGAAAGCCAUUCACAACAACCAACUCAACCAGAAAUGCAUAAAUAUGGGCAAUUAAUUAAAGCAGAAUUAGAAGAAAAUGUGGAAGAUGAUAAAACUGAAAACCAAAUUUCUCAGAGGAUGACUAGAAACAGAGCAAAUGCAGUGGCAAAUCAAAGCAAACAGAUUAUUGCUAGUUGUACAUUAUUACCAGAAAAAGACAGUGAGUCUUCAUCUCCUAGAGGAAGAAUAAGAUUAACUGAAGAAGAUGAUCCUCAAAUUCACCACCCACGGAAAAGGAAAGUGUCACGUGUACCUCAGCCUGUGCAAGUGAGUCCCUCUUUACUACAAGCAAAAGAGAAAACUCAGCAGUCUCUGGCAGCCAUUGUAGAUUCUCUGAAACUAGAUGAGAUUCAGCCAUACAGUUCAGAGAGAGCAAAUCCAUAUUUUGAGUAUUUGCACAUAAGAAAAAAAAUUGAAGAAAAGCGCAAAUUGUUAUGUAGUGUUAUUCCUCAAGCACCUCAGUAUUAUGAUGAAUACGUGACAUUUAAUGGAUCAUAUCUCUUGGAUGGAAAUCCCUUAAGCAAGAUUUGCAUUCCCACAAUUACGCCACCCCCUUCACUAUCAGAUCCUCUCAAAGAGCUGUUUCGGCAACAGGAAGUGGUAAGGAUGAAACUACGUUUGCAACACAGCAUUGAAAGGGAAAAACUCAUUGUAUCCAAUGAACAGGAAGUUCUACGAGUUCAUUACAGAGCUGCAAGAACACUAGCAAAUCAAACACUGCCAUUUAGUGCAUGCACUGUUUUACUGGACGCAGAAGUCUACAGUGUGCCACUGGAUGCUCAGUCUGAUGACAGUAAAACUUCUGUGAGGGAUCGCUUUAAUGCAAGACAGUUCAUGUCUUGGUUACAAGAUGUGGAUGAUAAAUUUGACAAAUUAAAGACCUGUCUUUUAAUGAGGCAGCAACAUGAAGCUGCAGCUUUAAACGCCGUUCAGAGAUUAGAAUGGCAGCUCAAACUCCAGGAACUUGAUCCUGCCACAUAUAAAUCUAUCAGCAUUUAUGAAAUCCAGGAGUUUUAUGUUCCCCUUGUUGAGGUUAAUGAUGAUUUUGAAUUGACUCCUAUAUAGCAGCCGUUACUUCCUCGUGUGUCAUCUUAAAAUGAUGGAGACUCCAGUGUUGUACUGUGGAAAAUUGCUUUUUGACAAAAAUACUGAUAUUCUGCCUUUACAAUUGUUGGUAAAGUUGAACUAUAAUUGAUUAUGUAGCAAACACUGUCAUUUUAUAAAAAAUGAAAAGAAAUAUUUUGGAUCUUGAAUCCAAACAAUUUCUAAUUGAAAACUAUAUCGGUCAAAGGUCAUGAUUACAUUUGGCAGGAUGUGGUAGAUAUUUAAAAAGUUGAGAAUCUGCUAAUGGCGCUGGAAGUUGUUAGCACUCUAAGUAAUAAGAUAACCACUAGUAUGCAAAUCUUUUUUAAGUUUUAUUAAAAUAUAUCAGUAAACUAAAAGGUUCAAUUCCUACCAAAUAGUUUCUAAUGUGGAAGCAAAACUUGGCACAAAUUUUCUUCAGUUUAUUAUAUUUGUAAAUUGUACAGUUUUCUUUUCAAAAGUUUGAUAUUGUCUUUCUUUUUAAUAACUUAUUUUAUACAUAAUGUGCAGAUGUAAAUCUUGUAAUUAAUGCUCAAAAUGUAAACAAAGGGAUUGGUAGUCAAAACAUGUACAAAGAAAUAAUUAUAAACCUGUUUUGUCUGAUGUUUUAUUGGACCAAAGUUGUAGUUUGUAUGGAGUGUAGCAGUAGGGUGGUCAGGUAGCAAAACUUUUAAAUAAGGCAUGCAUGUGUUUGAGUUAGCUUGUUUUUAUCACCAUAACUGUAAAGUUGUGACUUAGUCGUAUUGCAUGCUUCUUCCUAUAAUUUAACUCCAUAAGUGAUGACUAAAGUAGUGUAAGGUGUUUCAUACUAAUCUCCUGGCAUAGUACCUAUGGCUUACUAUGUUGGAUAUAUUAUUUAGAAUAGUCAUACAAAGGAACAGCUCUUCUUUCACCUCAUAGUAGAGCCUAUUCUCUCCUCCCACCCCCAAACUCCUUUGAAUGAAAAUUCUGAAAUUGUAAAUAUCUAUUUUAAUACUCAAGUAUGAUGAAUCUGUGAAUAUAUGUAAAAUAUGUUUAAUAAAUUUUAUUGGUCAUGUUAAAUCAUUGUAAAACUUUUUUACAUUGCUAAAGCAUAAUGUUUUAAGCUUAAUAACCUUUGCACUUUUAAAAUAAAAACAGUACUCCAAUGAAAAAAGAGAUAUUUGAUAGUCAAAAUAAGUAAAAGCAACAGGCAUAUUCCAAUUGAUCUCUACAAUGUUUAUGAAAAAUUCAUUAAUCUGCUGUAUUUUUUUCCUUGUAUCAAGAUAUAAAGUCUAAUUUUCAGAAUUUUAUAAUUAAUAUUUGGUAUGCUGUUUUUAAUAAAAUAAUUAGCAAUAUAAUUAGAACAAGUCCAGUUCCUCCUAUUCCAUGAUACAGAUUAAAUAUUCAGGAAUAUUUCUGAUCUGAAACCUGCUGCUAAACUUAUUAAACAUUUUUGAAGGGAAAGUUAGGUUAUAUGUAAAAUUGAUUAUAAGUGUAUGAGAUUAAAAUUUAUAGAACUUUCCACAAUACUUUGUUGAAUUAUAAAAUAAUACUGGAUGUGUUUUAUUCUGAUAGAACAAAGUAAAAAGAAUAUAUGAGAAAUAAAGUGUUUAAAAUUCAGCUUAAAAGUUGGAAAUUCCAGAUGAUGG